AUGUAUACUAAAAGGAAAAAGUUACAGCAACAUGAUGUUAUUUAUAAUGAUAAGGUCAGAAAUGAUAGACCUAAAAGAGGUUAUUAUUCUGAAUUGGUGGCAGACAUGUCGAGGGGAGACCAUUCAAAAUCGGUUUGUGCAAAAAAACGGAUGAAACUCAUAUUACAGAGCAAGACUGAAAAACUUGCACCGACAUUGGUGUCUUUGCCGAAACCUCAGAGAGUGAAGAUAUUGUUGCCUCCUGGGCGGUGGACUACUUAUAGAGAGGAUGAAAGUAUUCAAUUCCCAUUCGAAACGUUUGUGCCCAAACUUCAGUUCCUAAGUAUUGUGCUGCCCAAGGAACUGCCUCGACUAGUCAAAAUUGAGCGGCUGCGCAGGAAAUUUCUCGCUGCUAAUAUAAAGAAAAGGCUUCGUGAGCUUGGCAUACAGCCAUACGAGUUACUACCGAUAGAAGAGUACCGAGUGGAUAGUCAAGAGCUCUACAGCCUAUAUAGCCCGUUCCCCAAGCUUGACCUUGAAAUUUUUGACAACACUGACUUCGACUGUCGUGUACCUGACGAAUGGAUGUCAUUAGGUAUGAUAGAGGGAGAGCUACAUCCUUGUCCGGGUCUGGCUUUCAUCCCCAAAAGUGAAUUAAGAUGUAUGAGUGGGGAUUACAUACAUCAACUAAACAAUUUUUACGAGUGGACGAAUGUUGCAGCUUUAAAUUAUGAUCACAAGACUGAAAAGUGGAGCAUCAUGACCUUAGACGGGACGAAGCGACGAUAUUUAAUACCACGCAUCCGGCUUAUGUUCAAAGCAGAUGAUCCGGAAACCUUUGCUAUGCGGAUCAAGUUUGCGGUAGAUUUCAGGAAAGAAAUCGAGAAUAAUUUACGGUUCUACUUAUAUUUGGAUUGUUUAAUGCUAAACGCAUUGCCGAAUAUUCCUGAACACUUCAUGAGCAAGAUUAUGAAGAUGGUACUAAUCUACCGUCAGUCAAAAGAAGCCCCAGAACUGCUCGUUUCCGUACUUAAAAAAGAGGUGCUAAAUUUGUAUCAGAAGAUGGAAGGAAAAAUGCAAAUUAUUUACACCAUACAGAAGUAUCCAAAUUUAUACAACUUUAUAGGUGUGCCAACUAAAGACUAUUUGCCUCUUGUACCAGCUUAUGGCAGGUACCCAUGUGUGAUGGAAAACUUUAAUGCACGUGUGGCGCAUAAUAAAUGGUACUCUUUGUACGUACCGAUAGAAUCGGUCGCGUGCAUUCACCUUGUCAUUGAAGAGUGUCUAAAGGUGGAGUCCAUGUUAUUCUUCACGGCUAACUACGGCAGGAACGUGAGUCUGGCAGAGUUCGAUGCAGCGCAACAACACAGCACAAGCAUGAUGUUGAAAUAUUUGACGAUAACCUGGCUAGGAAAUACUGCUCAUUCGAUACGGAUGUCAUUCCGAGACGUGGGCAAAGGGUGGUUCAACAUAUAUGAAAAGCAGUGGCAGUAUUAUAGUGUGAGCAAGAUUUCAAGAUUUAUGCAACUUGUAAGAUUUCGUAUGCAGUACGCCCUCCGCUAUUGCAUCGAGCAGUCCAUGGCGAUGUUUGUGAACAUGUGCGAGACGCCGUGCUUAUGCACUUAUGAUUGCCAAGACGACUUCGAGUGGAAUUCCAACGACCUCAUAAACUCGCCUUUCCGUUCCGUCAUAACGCUGUUCUAUUUCCAUCUCUUGAUGUCUGAUGAUGGGCCUUACUACACCACAGAUCCGGCACAAUUUGAGGUAGUGAUCCAGCGGCUUUUUCGUGAGAUGCUGUACCGGAGUCAUUCCAUAAAGCAAGUACACCCCAUGAUCUUGACUGGAAUAGUUUUCGAUAAGGACUUGUACCUCACAUCAAUCGGUUUAAAUGAGCCGAACGUGGCAGAAUACAGGGAGAGACUCCUUAAAGCGUAUAGAAAGGCUAUUAUUCCGCUGAAGGCGUACUUGCGACAGUACAGAGAGUACAGGGACAUCUACAAGCUAGAUAUUGAAUCCUACGUCCAGAAUUUUCGUGAAGAAAUGCACUCUCACACAGAAACUAGAGCCGAGAUUCAGGCUCACUAUGACGCUAAGCAGCUACUCAUUGAGCGUUUACCUCAGUAUAUUAAUAUCGGACCUUUCGCAGUUAACGUUGACUCGCUUAAGCAACAACUUGUAACAAAACGGUCGGAUAUAAUGAAGGCUUUGCUUGUGAUGUGGUGCGAGGAGGCACGUCUUGUGGUCGAUGACGUUAUAGAGGCUUACAAGGCUAUUAUGCGAAAGUUAGGAGAGAAACCCCACACUAUAGAGCACGUGUUUGAGAUAAGAGAGUGGAUGGAAUCAAUACCGUUUGCAUUAAAGACGCAAGACGACAUUAUGAAGAAAGUACACACGAACUAUGAAGUGCUCGAAGUGUUUUUCUAUGCUAUGGACAACGAUGACUUUAAAGCGCUAUGGGAAGCUAUAGGCUGGCCGUUAAAUAUUAACAAACAGGUGGAAGCCACUAUCCUGUUUCUAGAAGAAGAACAGGAGAAGUUUUGGAAACUGCACCAACAGGAUGAACAAGUUCUGUACGACAAGAUAGAUUUAUUCUCCCAGCAAUGCAUGAACCUCAGUCUGCAGUACGACUUCUAUAAGGUGCAUGAAAUAGCCAACGAUAUAAAGAAAGCGUGGAAAGCCAUGAAGGACUCCCAAGAAUGGGGUCGUGUCCUUAACGCGCGUCAGAAGCUAUUUGGACAGCCCAUUGUCCCUUUUACCGAACUUAAUAAACUGGUUAAGGAGUUUGAACCCUACAGGAACCUAUGGGUUACAGCUUCAGACUUCCUGAAAUCUCGCGAGAUAUGGCUAGACAAUCCAUUAAUAUACGUAGACGCUGAUUCAAUAGAGCCAACAACCAAUGAGUACUAUAAGACUAUCAUCAAAUGUAUCCGUACGUUCGCGGACUUGCCCAAAGUCCAGAAUGUCGGUAAUGUCAUAAGGAAUGCUAUAGAUGAGUUUAGACCUUUGAUUCCAAUAAUCCAAGCUGUGAGGAACCCGGGCAUGAAAGAGAGACACUGGAACGAGUUUAUGGAGAAAUCUGGUAUAACGGUGACUAUGAACGAAAAGCAAACCUUCCAAAUGUGUAUUAAGCAAGGCGUUGCGCAGCACGGGGAACUGAUCGCCGAGAUCGGUGAGCUCGCCACCAAGGAAUACGUCAUCGAACAGUCCCUCGACAAAAUGUUAAGCGAAUGGGCCAACAAGUCUUUCGAAUUGACGCCUUACAAAAAUAGCGGUACACACAUUAUGAAGAUAGCUGACGAGACCUUGCAAUUGUUGGAUGAGCAUCUCCUAGGCACCCAACAAUUAGGGUUCAGCCCGUUCAAGGCGGCGUUCGAACUGCGCAUCCAGGAGUGGGACGACAAACUACAUCUCACCCAAAAAGUGGUCGAGGAAUGGAUCGAGUGCCAGAAAGAAUGGAUGUACUUGGAACCGAUCUUUGGUUCGGAGGAUAUAUCUCGACAGCUGCCUUCAGAAGCAAAGAAGUAUGGCACCAUGGAAAGAAUCUGGCGACGAAUUAUGUCGUCGGCUGUGGCUUGUCCUAAGAUAAUGGUAAUAUGUCCCGACAGUCGUCUCUUGGAUAGUUUGGUGGAGGCACGGCAUCUCCUAGACGUGGUGUACCGAGGCCUGUACUGUUACAUGGAACUGAAGCGGCUACGCUUCCCGCGGUUCUUCUUCCUUAGCGACGACGAACUACUCGAGAUUUUGUCGCAGUCGCGUAACCCUCGCGCCGUGCAGCCACAUCUCAGGAAGUGCUUCGAGAACAUAGCCAAGGUGACAUUCCAACCGGACCUGAAGAUAACCCACAUGCACUCGAGCGAGGGAGAAAUCGUAGAGCUGAGGUAUCAAUUUUACCCUUCGGCUAACGUGGAACAGUGGCUACUACUGUUAGAAGAUACUAUGAGAAAUACCAUUCGUCUCACGCUUAUUGAUGGUCUGGAGGAACUGUGGCAAAUACCCCGCGCGGCGUGGGUUCUGCGUUGGCCGGGACAGGUGGUGAUAGCAGGGUCACAGACGGCCUGGACGGCGGGUGUGGAGAACUCCAUACUAGAGUAUCGCGUGGAAGAAUACUUUGAUGAAAUGUUACAACAGCUGGAAAGUCUCCGCGCCCUGGUCAAAAGUGAUCUGACGUUUUUCCAGCGCGAAGUAUUAUGCGCUCUCAUCGUUAUCGAAGUACAUGCGCGUGAUGUUACAGACACUCUCGUUAACGAGAACGUGCGCAACGUGUCAGACUUCCAAUGGAUCUGUCAGCUCAGAUACUACUCGAAUGUAAAGCCUAUGUAUCCCUUGGAGCCGGGUGAACUGCCUGAGAUCUACCAAGACGAGACGCACCUGAACACGUCCGCUUACUACCGUCAGUUCAGUCAGAACACAUGUGACGUGCGCGCUCUCAACUCUGUGUUUACGUACCAGAAUGAGUACUUGGGUAACAGUGGUCGUCUAGUGAUAACACCGCUGACAGACCGCUGUUACCUGACACUGAUGUGCGCGAUGCACCUCAAGUUUGGAGGGGCCCCGGCCGGGCCCGCGGGUACCGGCAAGACUGAGACUACCAAGGAUUUGGCGAAAGCUCUAGCAGUACAAUGUGUUGUGUUCAACUGUUCUGAUCAGCUAGACUUUAUGGCUAUGGGCAAGUUCUUCAAAGGACUAGCAGCAUCUGGUGCAUGGGCGUGCUUUGACGAAUUCAACAGAAUUGAUAUUGAAGUGCUUUCCGUUGUAGCACAACAGGUGGUGACCAUUCAAAAAGCGCAAAUCGCCCGUCAGGAUAGGUUUAUGUUUGAAGGCGUGGACUUGCCACUGAAGGCUUCCUGCUCCGUUUUUAUUACUAUGAACCCUGGAUAUGCUGGUCGUACAGAAUUGCCAGACAACCUAAAAGCGCUAUUUCGACCUAUUGCCAUGAUGGUACCGGACUAUGCGCUGAUAGCAGAAAUCUCGUUGUUCUCCUUCGGGUUCGGUGAGGCCAAGAUCCUGGCUGGCAAGAUUACUACCACUUUCAGGCUUAGCUCUGAACAGCUAUCUGCACAGGACCACUAUGACUUCGGGAUGCGUGCCGUUAAGACUGUCAUCACGGUGGCCGGGAACCUCAUCCGUCAGAUGCCCGACGGAGACGAGAGGCAGAUCGUACUCAGGGCUUUAAGAGACGUCAACGUUCCCAAGUUCUUAGCUGACGACUUAUUGUUAUUUAAUGGAAUCAUAUCGGACUUAUUCCCACGCGUGGAAAUCCCCGUAGUGGACUACGGUAUUAUGGAGCAAUCAAUCAGAAAUACGCUCGUCAAAAGAGGCUACGAUGACCUCUAUACAUUCAUAUUCAAAGUAAUACAACUAUACGAGACGACGGUGGUGCGACACGGACUCAUGUUGGUGGGACCUGCGGGCGCUGGUAAAACUAAGUGUUACGAAGUACUCCGUGAUGCGCUUACGGCCAUCAAAGGUAAAUUGGCUCCGGAUGGGUUCCCCUUCACGCCGGUACAUACGUUCGUUGUCAAUCCAAAAUCCAUCACCAUGGGACAACUGUAUGGAGAGUUUGACCUGCAAACGCACGAGUGGACGGAUGGAAUUCUAUCAAGCUUGGUCCGAGCUGGUAUAGCAGUUGAAGACAUGGACAAGCGCUGGUACGUCUUCGAUGGACCCGUUGACGCCGUGUGGAUUGAAAACAUGAAUACUGUAUUAGACGACAACAAGAAAUUAUGCUUAUCUAGCGGUGAGAUUAUGAAGUUAACUGAGCGACAACGCAUGAUCUUCGAGGUGGCGGACCUGGCCGUGGCCUCCCCCGCCACUGUGUCGCGCUGCGGUAUGGUCUACUUGGACACACAAGUCGUGGGCCUACGACCCUUAGUCAACGCAUGGCUCAGGAGCAACCUGCCCUCUUUAGCAGAUAACAUACGAAAGCCUCUACCUGGUCUGAUAAAUACGUAUUUAUAUCCUGCCUUGGAGUUGUUACGCGAACGUCUCACUGAGAUCGUGGUAUCCAUCGACUCUUCCUUGGUGCUGAAGUUUCUCGAGCUGCUGGACUUCAGGCUGAGGCCGCUAACGGGGAAAGAUGACAGACCACUUCCAGGACCACAAUUCCUCGCUCUUAUGCCUCGCCUUGUUCCCCUAUGGGUGGUGUGGUCAGUGAUUUGGUCGGUAGGCGCAACAUGCGACCACAACGGCCGCGCAAUAUUCUCCGACUUUAUACGUCAGAAAACCACAGAGGCUGGCCUGAAACCUCCUUUCCCCGCGAAGGGCAGGGUCUACGAUUAUACUCUCCAUGAUGGUGGCUUCACCGACCUGACAGACGAUGGCGAGCCGGCUACUCCCUACUGGUACAACUGGAUGGCCAAUAUGGAGGAUUACGUGGUGGACCCAGAAUGGCAAUAUGCGGAUAUUGAAGUUCCAACUUUGGACAACGUUCGCAGUGCUGCAAUCCUGGGUUUUAAAAUACAAAACUGGAACCAUGUCAUAUGUGUGGGACCCACCGGCACGGGCAAGACUGUCACCAUUCAUUCCAAACUAGCACACGGAUUACAUAAGAAGUUCAUAUGCGAGUUCCUGGUGUUUUCAGCGAGGACCUCUGCAAAUCAGACGCAGGACGUAAUAGACAGCAAGCUGGAACGUCGCCGGCGAGGAGUGUUCGGUCCUCCUCCCACUAAACGACAAGUUUUCUUUAUCGACGACCUCAACAUGCCCGCACUAGAGGUUUAUGGUGCGCAGCCGCCUAUCGAAUUGCUCAGACAAUUUAUGGACUUCUCCGGCUGGUACGACAGACAAAAUAUCGGUGAGUUCAGAACGCUGGUGGACGUAGGCAUCGUGGCGGCGAUGGGCCCCCCGGGUGGGGGCCGCAACCCUGUCACCAUGAGGCUCAUGAGGCACUUUCAUUACAUCUCCUUCACUGAAAUGGAAUAUUCUAGCAAGUACGCCAUCUUCAGCGUGAUCCUCAAGUCUUGGAUACGCAAUAUCAACCCUAAAGUGAUAGUACGUGAAGCUCCGUUUCUGACGGCUUCCCUCGACAUAUUCACGCAGCUGGUGGAGGAGCUGCUGCCUACGCCUGUCAAGUCGCACUAUACCUUUAACCUGAGAGACCUCAGCAAGGUGUUUCAGGGAAUUCUGAUGGUAGACCCGCAACUAAUAUUGGAUGAGAACGACGUGAUCCGUCUGUGGUACCACGAGCAUCAACGUGUGUACCAAGACCGGCUCGUUAACGAUGAAGACCGGCAGUGGUUUAAAAGUUUACUAGAUAAGAAAAUUCGUACGGAUUUCGGCAAAAAGCCAGUCGAUGUGACUGGAGGACGCCUGAUGCUGUUCGGAGACUUCAUGGACAUUGGUGCUGAGGAUAGAAAGUACAUCGAAAUCAAUGACCGGGAGGAGCUGUACGAGAUCCUAGGCCAUUAUAAAAACGACUACAACUUGUCAACAACGGUACCGUUAGACCUGGUAUUGUUCGACGAUGCCAUAGCACAUUUGUGUCGAAUUGCGCGCAUCAUGCGACAACCCAUGGCGAAUGCACUGCUGCUGGGCAUGGGCGGGUCUGGUCGACAGUCGCUAUCUCGCCUGGCUGCCAGCAUGGCAGAACUGACAUGUAUUCAGAUUGAAAUCACAAAGGUGUACGGUCAGCAAGAAUGGCGCGAUGAUCUUAAGCAAACAAUGUUAAAGGCAGGAGCUGAUAAUAGAGGCAUCGUUUUCCUAUUCUCUGAUGCACAGAUUAAAAUGGAAUCCUUCCUCGAAGAUCUGAACAACAUCUUAAGUUCUGGGGAUGUUCCUAACAUAUACGAAGCUGAAGACUUCGACAAAAUCUAUCAAUCUGUCCGGCACGUUGUAAUGGAGUUGAACAUGGUCGCUACCAAGACGAACUUAUUCUCGUGUUACCAACGCAGAGUACGCAGUAAUCUACACAUUGUUAUUGUUAUGAGUCCUAUUGGUGAGAUAUUCCGCGCCCGCCUGCGCCAGUUCCCAUCGCUAGUGAACUGCUGCACAAUAGAUUGGUUCAGCGAGUGGCCCAAGACAGCCCUGGAGUCAGUCGCGAAACAUUUCUUCACUGGCAUGGGAGAGCUUCAGUCAGCGUCAAAUGAAGUUAUAGACGCUAUGGUGUCGGUAUGUUGCUUCGUACACCAAUCAGUUGUGGAUGCGAGCCAGAAGUUCGAGCAUCAACUUAACAGAAUCAACUACGUCACGCCCAUGUCCUACAUGUCGAUGCUAAAUGCGUAUUCUGAAAUGUUCACAAAGAAACAGAAGUCUAUACUCAACGAGUCCACUGCUCUUAAAACUGGUCUACACAAGUUAAAUCAAACAGAAAUAGAGGUGAAAGAACUGCAAAUAGAAUUAGCUGAAUUAAAACCCCUGAUGGAGCAAGCUGCAGAGGAAACAAGGAAAGUUAUCGAACAGAUAGCUAUUGACACUGCAAUCGCAGAACAAGCUCGAGCUAAAGUGGAAGAAGAACAACAGAUUGCUGAACAAAUGGCCACUUUAACCACCGCGAUGGCUGAAGACGCCAUGAGAGAUUUAGAGGAGGCGAUGCCAGCCCUAAGAGCAGCCGAGAAAGCUUUGAAAGAGUUGAACCGUAAUGACAUAGUGGAAGUGAAAGCGAUGAAGAAACCCCCUCAGGGAGUCGUGCUUGUCAUAGAAUCGCUAUGUGUCGUGUUCGAUAUCAAACCCGUUAAGGAAGCUGGUGCAAAUUAUGGCGAGAAAGUAUUAAACUAUUGGAAGCCGGGAUCAUUGAUGCUAUCAGACCCCGGCGCGUUCCUUGAUUCUCUAAUGAACUUCGACAAAGAAUCUAUCACAGAAGAUAUGAUCAAGAAACUCAAGAGGUUCAUCAUCAACCCUGACUAUGAUCCCGCAAAGAUUAUCAAGGUGUCAAAAGCGUGUCAGUCGCUGUGUAUGUGGGUUCACGCCAUGUACAAGUUCUACCACGUGAACAAGGCUGUUAAGCCCAAGAAGGAAGCACUGGAAAAGGCUCAACAAGGUCUUGCUGCUGUUGAAGCAAUGCUAGCUAACGCAAAGGCCAAGAUGCAAGAAUUGCUGGAGGGCAUCGCCAAGCUAAAUGAGUAUUUGGCGGAGAAGGAGGAAGAGAAACGCAAGAUGGAGGAAGAUAUAAAUCUAUGCUUAGCGAGGAUGGAUCGUGCCAAUCGGUUAUUAAACGGCCUGUCAAGUGAGCGUGUGAGAUGGAUAAAAACCAUCAAGGAGUUAGACAUAGCUAUCGUCAACCUCAUUGGAGACAUACAGCUCAGUGCAUGUGCUGUGGGGUAUAUAACACCGUUUACAGACGAGUUCAGAAGAGAACUACUCGCUGAAUGGAUGCAGCAUAUUGAGGCAGUGAACGUGCCCCAUACGCCUGGUGCUACUCCGCUGACUACGCUGGGGGACGCGGUCCAGAUCAGACAAUGGCAAAUGUACGGUCUCCCGCGGGACUUAAUGUCUGUUGAGUCUGCCGUGCUCAUGUUUAACUCGCGACGCUGGCCGCUAAUCAUCGACCCGCAGACGCAAGCGAACAAAUGGAUAAGGGCUAUGGGCAAACUGGAUGGACUAAUAGUAUGUAAGCCGAAUGACCGAGAUUUGCUUCGUAGCUUUGAGUCAGCACUAAGGUUUGGAAAACCAUUGCUGCUGGAGAAUAUCGGUCAAGAACUGGAUCCUGCUUUAGAUCCUGUGCUGAAGCGCCAAUAUUUCCGUCAAGCUGGACAGUUAGUGCUAAAAUUUGGUGAUUCCCUGAUUCCGUUUGUUGCCGGCUUUCGUCUGUUCAUGACGACUAAGCUGCCGAACCCUAAAUACACCCCGGAGACCUCCGUGAAAGUGCAAAUUGUUAACUUUGCUCUAGUGCCAAGCGGUCUAACGGAGCAGCUGCUGUCGAUAGUGGUUGCGCAGGAGCGGCCGGACCUGGAGGAGCUCCGCGGGCAGCUCAUCGUGUCGCGCGCGCAGAUGGCGGCGCAGCUGGCGGAGAUGCAGGCCGACAUCUUGUAUGGCCUGUCCAACAGCCAGGGCUCGCCCGUCGACGACUUGCCGCUCAUACUGACGCUGGAGGCCAUCAAGAUCAAGAGUGCUGAGAUUUUGAUCAAAGUCGAGGACAUUGAACGUACGACGGCAGAGAUCGACGCCGCCCGUGAGGACUACGUACCGGUUGCUAAUCGGGGGCAAAUUCUGUUCUUCUGUCUAUCAGACAUGGCUCACGUGGACCCCAUGUAUCAGUAUUCUCUCGAGUGGUUUGUGAAACUUUUCAUUCGAUCUAUGGCGGAGACCGAGGCUCAUGAGGAGAUAAUAGAGCGCGUGGAGAUCAUAAUAGAGUACUUCACGUUUCUGCUGUACUCGAAUGUGUGCCGCAGUCUUUUCGAGCGUCACAAGCUCCUGUUCGCGUUCCUGCUUUGUGUCAGAAUUCUGCUCGAUAAGGGCAUCGUUAAGUUUUCGGAGUUCAACUUUCUAUUGACCGGAGGGAAAAUUGAAGAAGAAAUUCCGAAUCCUGAUCCAAAGUGGAUUACGGAUCGAAUUUGGAUCGAGAUCCAGCAGUUGAACAGCUCCGUGCCGACUAUGAGUUCUUUCAUGAAUGACUUCAUGUACAGAAAUCCAAAGUUUUACAGGAACUUAUAUGAAUCAAACAUACCGCACAAGUUAACCUACCCGAGAGAUAGUCAGUUCGACAUUUUCCAAAAGUUGCUGAUCCUAAAGUGUAUACGUCCCGACAAGCUGAUACCUGCCUUACAGGACUAUGUGGUGCUGGGUAUGGGCGCCAGGUUCGUGGAGCCGCAGCCGGCAGACCUGGCCGCGCUUUACGCUGAAUCAGACCCCCUCGCACCCAUCAUCUUUGUGUUAUCCACGGGCACUGACCCCGCAGCUGAUCUGAUGAAAUUCGCUGAAAAGAUGAAGAUGGGCAAACGCUUUGAGAGCAUCUCAUUGGGUCAAGGUCAAGGUCCAUUAGCUGAAAAUAUGAUGAGGAUUGGCUGUGACUUCGGAAACUGGGUUUUCUUCCAGAAUUGUCACCUGUCCCCGUCGUGGAUGCCGGUGCUGGAGCUGAACGUCGAGCACAUUGCUCCGGAGCUGGUGCACAAAGACUUCCGCCUCUGGCUUACCUCCACACCUUCGCCGUUCUUCCCUGUCGCGUUACUGCAGAAUGGUUACAAGAUGACAGUGGAGCCCCCAAGGGGCAUAAAAGCUAACUUGUUGAAGGCGUACAUGAACCAAGUGCCAGAUUUUACGGACUAUUUUAAUUCUGCCGACGCUAAAGUACCUAAUUUUAAGUGGCUAUUGUUCUCCCUCUGCCUGUUCCACGGGGUUGUUCUGGAACGUCGCAAAUUCGGACCUUUGGGUUUCAACAUUCCUUACGAGUUCACCGACGGGGACUUGCGCAUCUGCAUGUCUCAGCUACACAUGUUUUUAAAUGAAUAUACAGAAGUACCUUUGAGAAUGCUGACAUACACUGCUGGUCACAUCAACUACGGUGGGCGUGUAACGGACGACUGGGACCGGCGGUGUCUGCUAAACCUACUGGUCGACUAUUACUCAUCCUCCGUGCUCCACGAACGCUAUAUUUUUGACGAGUCAGGAGCUUACAAGCAGAAACCAGCAUCGACAACUAUUGAGGAUUACACGAAGUACAUCCGUGGGUUGCCCCUGAACGAUGAUCCGUCACUAUUCGGGCUUCACGCCAAUGCUAACAUCAGCUACGCCAUGUUCGAGACUGAAGCCUGCCUCAGUACACUGCUCAACCUACAGCCAAAAGAGGCGGCUGGAGAAGGUGGCGCCACUAUCGAAGAGAUUAUUGAGGAUGCCGCUAAAGAUAUUUUGGAAGACUUACCUGAACCGCUAGAUAUACAUCACAUCAGUAUCACGUAUCCUGUAUCUUACAAGGAAUCUCUGAAUACGGUGCUUCUUCAGGAAUCAAUGAGAUACAAUCGACUACUCGGUGUCAUUAAAAGCUCUUUGAGGGAUCUAUUGAAAGCGCUUAAAGGUCUGGUGGUGUUGUCCGAGGCUCUAGAGAACAUGGGAGACAGCUUGUCCAAAAACGCCGUGCCUGUCAUGUGGAGCUCUAAAGCCUAUCCAUCCCUGAAACCACUGGCUUCUUGGACAAAAGAUCUUACUUUGCGCGUCAACUUCAUGCAAGAGUGGGCAAACACGGGCAUCCCCAAGGUGUUCUGGAUCUCAGGGUUCUACUUCCCGCAGGCCUUCCUCACUGGAGCUCUUCAGAACUAUGCCAGAAAACACGUUAUUGCCAUUGAUACAGUGGCAUAUGCCUUCGAGGAGUUAACGAACGCACCCUCGAAGAAACCAGAAGACGGAUGUUGCGUUCGCGGUCUGUUUUUAGAAGGCGCGCGAUUUAACCUGUCUGAUAUGUCUUUGGAGGAGAGUAGACCUAAGGAACUGUACAUGGAAAUGCCAAUAAUCUACAUGAAGCCAGAACAAGGCCACAAGUUGAAGGAGGGCCUGUACGAGUGCCCCACGUACAAGACGUUGCUGCGAGCCGGCACGCUGUCCACGACAGGCCACUCCACCAACUACGUGAUGACCAUCGAGCUGCCGACGCACAAACCGCAGUCCCAUUGGAUCAAGCGCGGCGUCGCUCUCUUCUGUGCACUCAAUUAUUAA
This is a messenger RNA of Arctia plantaginis, 12558 nucleotides long. The record is from the annotation of a GenBank genome assembly. NCBI's taxonomy places the organism in Eukaryota, Metazoa, Arthropoda, Insecta, Lepidoptera, Erebidae.